GCGGCGGGGAUUCAAAGACCGCGCUGGAAGCGGAGGGGCAAGCAGCAGCCACCAGCCCAUUCCCCGAUUCGGGGCAGGCACUGGAGUCAGCAUGGGGGUGACAGGUGGCAAUGGAUUUCCUUGCUGUAGUAAGAAGUCUGUGGAGGUCGUGGAAACACAUGAUGACUUUCACGACCCUGACCCCCAGCCUGAGCCUGUGGAAGAUGACAUCGAGUUGUUAGAUGACACCCUUGACCUGGAAGCAGAGCAGGAUGUAGAGUCGGAGUCGGAGCUGGAGUCCGAACUGGAACCAGAGCCUCAGCUGCUCCCAGAAUCGGAGUCAGAGCUAGAAGAUGAAGUCCCUGUCCCUGUCCCAGUCAGCGUCUUUGUUCAAACCUCCAAUCUGGCAUUCAACCUGGCCCCGAGGAACAUGCCUCCGGGACCCAGAGUUAAUGUCCAGAUCCAGACAGCUGUUGGACCAAAGGGGACGUUGGAGUUAAGCAUUUCCCAUGAGCCCCGGAGCCCGGAGCCCUUACCAGUGAAGGAUGGUCUGCACCAUACGUUCCGGUCCGUCUUUGUGCAAACCUCCAAGCACCUGUUCCAGAUGGACAAGCUGAUACAGGCGUCUGACCAUCGCCUCAAGCAGCCAUUAGGGAUAGGGCACCACCCAUUGCCAAUGCGAGACUGGCCUUUCCAGAGAUCUUUAGGAAGAACCUCCAAGGAAAGCCUGCUCUCUGGCAACAAAUUAUCCAAGAUGUUCAUGGAGGAUGUUAGAGUUCAAACCUCUCACCCAAGCCUGGGCAUUGAAGGUUUCCCACCACAGAGCCCCAUUCAAGCAUUACUACCAGAAAGGUCGCCCUCAGAAAUUCAAUUGCUAUCUUCCCGAAACUUGUCUGCUAAAUUCUCGGAGCCACUGGACUUCAGAAUGCUAGACUUUCGUCCAGCCUCUGCCAGCCUUCCCCCAGCACUGGUUUCUAGUACUGUGACCUCCUACAAUUCCUCUUCCACAGAGCUGAUACCUGAUUGCAAAGCUCUGAUUUCCUGCAAGUCUUCCCUAGGGCUGAGAAUGAGUUCCAGGUCACCCAUGACCCAAGAAUCGACCACAGACCUUUCCAUAGCAACUGAGCAGCCAGUCUCACCUUUACCCCUCCUGAAGCCACCAGAAGCAGGGGAGCCUCAGAAGUCCAUCAGCCAGGAAUUUGCCUCACUGAAGCCAGGCUAUGCUCUGAACAUGACCAAGGCAGCCUCAGAAAGAGCAUCCAUGGAAGGGGAAAUUAACCCUCUCCAGUCUCCAUCUUUAGCUCCACUGUCAUCGGGACCUUGGAAAGAGUGGUCACCAGCAGAGGACCAGGAGAUCCACAGUGAUACAGAAAUGGUACAGGUUCAGGGAAGGCCUGAUGAAGGAGCCAAGCCUCAGAGGAUUGACAGCCCUCUUGCCAAUAGGAGACGGGACCUCUCUAGCCUCUUUGCACCAGUGGACAUCCCUGCCGAGUAUGAGCAUCCCCUGACCUCUAGGCAGGUGGCAGCCUUCCAGGAUGUCUUCCAACUGUUUAAACCGGGCUCCCAGGGCAAGCUGGACAUGCGGAGCAUGAAGGGGGCACUACGGACUGUUGGCAUCCAGCUGAGCCCCCAGGAAGUGUGUGAGGCCCUGCGGCGGGCCGACCUGGAUGGUGAUGGAGCUGUUGACUUUGAGGACUUCCUUGGGAUCCUGACAGACAAUCACCGCUUUGCCCAAUGCAUGGGUCGGAUGAGAAACAGUCGUAUCAAUGAUCCCCAUGGUCUGGAAACGCUUUUCUUCGAGAUGAUGUCUAAGUUUGUGGGUCAGGGGGCACUGUCCCCCAAAUCAGUGGCGGAGGUGGUGAGUUACUACACAGACAAGCAGAGAGUGUUGCGAAUGAGCGCUUGGUGGAAGGGCCUGAAUCACAAACACAACCGAAGCUACCGAUCCCGAUCACACACGGGCCUCAGCUUCUUCUGCCAGGCCACACGCCUGGCCGGCCUGAACAACCGGCAACUUGCCCGAUCCCUGCAUAACCUCCGGGACUUGAAUGUCCAAGGCCCCUACUCCCAGGUCCCCAACCUGCCCUCUCGGGCACAGUCGACAGAAAGGAGGAAUCGAAGCAGAGGUCCCCGACUCUCCACCCUGGCCAGGCCCUGCAACAAACCCAAGCCGCCUCAGCGAGAGGCACCUCGGCCACGGGCUCCAGAGCCCACAGGUCAGCGACCACAGUCAGAAGACGGGACUGCAGAGCUGGGACCAGCUCCGUCCCCACCCACCCUGGUCCAGAGCCAACUCCCUUCCCCACCCCCUCCUACCCCACAGAGUCAUUCUUUACCAAAUGAUUACCAAUAA
Messenger RNA from Phascolarctos cinereus (koala), 2332 nucleotides. The record is from RefSeq and is a predicted model, not a curated record. NCBI's taxonomy places the organism in Eukaryota, Metazoa, Chordata, Mammalia, Diprotodontia, Phascolarctidae.